Messenger RNA from Penicillium mononematosum, 786 nucleotides. RefSeq names its product GNAT family N-acetyltransferase. Bases 1 to 786 code for a protein of 261 amino acids. The transcript is spliced from 2 exons. Gene Ontology annotation, molecular function: acyltransferase activity, transferring groups other than amino-acyl groups. The record is from RefSeq and is a predicted model, not a curated record. NCBI's taxonomy places the organism in Eukaryota, Fungi, Ascomycota, Eurotiomycetes, Eurotiales, Aspergillaceae.
AUGGGUGUCCACUAUAACCCGCUCACUAAAGAGCCCUAUCUCCAACUCCCAGCACCAUGUGCAAACAUCAUCAUCACCCCACAACGUGAACACCAGAUCGAGGAGACAUCUGCUGUGAUGACCGAAAUUCUCAACGAUUCACGCGUGUACUCCUGGCUACAAGGGCCACCCUACCCUUUUCUGCCCGAGCAUGGCGUGGACUGGAUCAAAGCGAAAAUAGCAGAAUACAAAGAUGUCGUGUCUACUCUGCAAAAAGAAUUCGAAACAUCGCACAGUCAGCAGGGCGACGGUUCGAAUGGCCAAGGGGAACCAGAGUUCUUUGAUAAAAGCCCUUUCGUCUGCAUACGCGAAGUGACAAAAAGAGACCCUGCGACGGGUGCUCCACUUCAAGAUGUCUGGAUCGGAGACUUUACGCUAGCGCGGUAUGCAUUCUAUGAGUUGCCACCAGAUAGCUCGGAACGUGCACUGGCACAGAAGCAAAACGAGGAUUUGCCUGUUGGGCACAAGGAUAUCAUCUGGUGUAUAGGAUACUAUCUCUCUCCUACUCAACACGGCCGGGGACUUAUGAGUGUUGCUGUUCGCACUAUCAUUCAUGACUGGGCUAUCCCGCGGAUGAACCUUCAUCUUCUUAGAGGCAGCUUUUAUGCUGAGAAUAUGGGGAGCAGGAGAGUAAUGGAGAAGAACAACUUCGAAGAGAUUUGCACACUGAAGGACUGGGCUCCGGUAAGCCCGAACAAGGGAGGAGGGAAGAAGUCGAUUGUUGUGAUGGAGUGGAAGGGGCUGUAG